Messenger RNA from Tachyglossus aculeatus (Australian echidna), 1955 nucleotides. It is a transcript of the gene RIOX2, whose product is annotated as ribosomal oxygenase 2. The transcript is spliced from 12 exons. Lineage: Eukaryota; Metazoa; Chordata; Mammalia; Monotremata; Tachyglossidae. The record is from RefSeq and is a predicted model, not a curated record. The coding region runs from base 59 to 1636 and encodes 525 amino acids. Gene Ontology annotation, cellular component: nucleolus. Gene Ontology annotation, molecular function: histone H3K36 demethylase activity; histone H3K4 demethylase activity.
GGCCUCCUGAGGAGAGGCGGCUUUGCACACAUUCUCUAAUCUGGAAAUAAAUUGAUGCAUGUUCGGAAGAAAUGGUUGUGUGGCAGUUAUGGCACCCUGUUACAAUGCAAGUCGUCAUAUGAGCAUAAUCCCUACAUUAUUGGAGAACAGAGUGUUCUCGGGAUCUUAUCGGACUCCACGAAAGAAUAAAGGCAGGAAACCCUUUGGCAAAACAUUCCUGAAAACUGCAGAACACAGGACCAUGCCCAAGAAAGGGAAGCAGACCGAUGUGACCAAAGAAAAACAUAAUCCUUAUAAGCGAAUGAAAGUGGAUGCGGUUUGUGCUGUUUCACCUUUGAACUUUGACAGCCCCGAAGGUCUCUUUGAAAGCUUGAUCUCACCCAUAGGGACUAAGGAAUUUUUCCAAGAGUACUGGGAGCAGAAGCCUCUUCUCAUUCGGAGAGAUGACCCCUCGGUUGCUGCCCACUACCAGUCCUUGUUCCGGCUAAUGGAUCUGAAAGGUCUCUGCAGCCGGGGCGUGUUCUAUGGAAGAGAUGUUAAUGUCUGCCGGUGUGUGAAUGGAAAGAAGAAAGUGUUAAAUAAAGGGGGCAAAGUGAACUAUCUCCUGUUGAGAAAAGAUUUUGAUCAGAAAAGGGCUACGAUCCAGUUUCAUCAGCCACAGAGAUUUAAGGAUGAACUUUGGAGGAUCCAGGAGAAGCUGGAAUGCUAUUUUGGCUCUUUAGUCGGAUCCAAUGUGUAUAUAACGCCGCCGGGAUCCCAGGGACUACCCCCUCAUUAUGAUGAUGUGGAGGUAUUUAUCCUGCAGCUGGAGGGAGAGAAGCACUGGCGCCUCUACCAGCCCACCGUCCACCUUGCUCGAGAGUACAAUGUUGAACCCGAGGAUAGGAUUGGGAGUCCAACACAUGAAUUUACGUUAAAGCCAGGGGAUUUGUUAUACUUUCCCAGAGGGACUAUUCAUCAAGCUGACACUCCUCCAGGGGUAGCCCACUCCACCCACGUGACCAUCAGCACCUACCAAAACAAUUCCUGGGGAGAUUUCCUUUUAGAUGUCAUUCCAGGACUCGUGUUUGAAACGGCAAAGGAAGAAGUGGAGUUAAGGAUGGGGAUACCGAGGCAACAACUUAUGCAGGUGGAGACAGCAGCCGUCUCAACAACGAAAUUGUGUGGCUUCUUGAGGACUCUUGCUGACCAACUAGAGAACGACAGAGAACUGAGAUCAUCAGAUAUGAAGAAGGAUUUUAUUAUGAACAGAUUGCCCCCUUACCCUUCGGCAGGGGGGUUUGACCUUUCAACUCCAGUUGGGGAGUUACCAAAAUUAGACAGUAAAGUGAAAUUGCAGUUUAAAGACAACAUUAUCAUUACAGUGGAACAAGACCAAAACGGAUCUGAUGGGAACGAAGAAAAGAUGGUAUAUAUCUACCACUCUUUAAAGAACAGGAGGGAGACGCACAUGAUGGGAAAUGAAGAAGAAACAGAGACUCAUGGGCUUCGCUUUCCUUUAUCCCACAUGGAUGCAUUAAAACAAAUUUGGAGCAGUGGGGUCAUUGGCGUUAAAGAACUGAAACUUAAUACAGAUGCAGAAAAAGAAAACCUGGUGGUAUCCCUCUGGACUGAGUGUCUGAUUGAAGUCGUCUAGGUCUUUUUGGUGGAAUGUUACAGUCAACAGUGAUGUGAAUAAAGGCAGCUGGGUAGCCUUGGACUCUACUGUGGAAGUAAGAAGAGUGAGGUAAGUGUUUCAACUUGAAGACAACUCAUCCCCCAUCAUAUAUUCAGGAGGAAGAAAAGUAAUAUUGUUUCUUCAGUCACUAAAAGGGCAUAUAAUUUUAUUUAAUCCAAUACUGUAGAAAAAGUACAUCUCUACCUUUUCAUUUCAAUUGAAUAAGGUACCUGACUUUAUAUUCUGCUCUUUGGAAGCAAUAACUCCUAAAAGGAGAUUUUUUAAAACAAUGAGGAAA